Molecule: messenger RNA, 948 nt
Organism: Striga asiatica
Lineage: Eukaryota; Viridiplantae; Streptophyta; Magnoliopsida; Lamiales; Orobanchaceae
Source: the annotation of a GenBank genome assembly
AUGUCGUCCAGUGCCGAACUCAUUGCUAAGCUUCAAGUUGCCGCCGAUCAAAGGAUCGAUGAGCCUAGUCUGCAAAUCUUGGAGACUUUUGCUACUGAACGAGACGCGCGUCGGGUGCUGGCAGUUUCGGCUAAGGCGUCUGGUAGCGUCUGGCGCAGUGUCAUUUCGCUUGCGGUGCUCGUGAGCUAUCUUGUGCGUCCAACGCGGGCGGCUAGCAUGCACUGCGGGAUUCAUUCGCCUGUCAGGACUAGGCGCACGAUAAACUCGGACAGAGGACAUGCGCGGCAAGGGAAGCAGACAUGCGAGGACUUCGGGCGGCAGCGUGUGGACAGACAAGGCGUCGCUCGGACUCGCGACUGCGACUGGGCAGCGUGCGGUGGCGCUAGGAGCUCGCGUCACUGCGUGCGGCUGGGCGCGGCUGUGGGCGAUUUCCGGCGGCAACUUGCGGCUGAGGGGGGUGGUUGGGCUCGACAUAAGCACCUCGAUGGCUUGGCUGACGAUUGGUUCUUCAGGUACAAAUUUGUUUCUAGCCCCCAUGUUCUGAACUCCAAAUUCUUGCCGAACCAUGUGAUGGAGGCGACAAUGACUCCUCUGAUUACCUGGGAUCUUCCUACCAAGCAGGUGACGCAGGAGCUCAAUGCCGUGGAGAAAAUGGAGUAUACAAUAGGUGCUUUAGGUCGGGCUCUUUGUAGCCAAGCAGCCUCUAUGAACAACAUUCGACGCAUGACAUCGGGGUUUGCAAAAUUGAAGGUCAAGCACGAGCUAUGUGAGGGGAAGAUCAAUUCCCUACAAGAAGAGCAUAGCGCCUUCCAAGGCUUAAAGUUGAAGGCCACUGAGAUGGAAGGGGAGAUCGGGAAGGCCAAAAGAAAAGCACAAUCGAUCAUGGCGACUGAAGUGGAUGAUGAAGAGCUUGAUGAAUUAGCACUGCUACUGGAUCCCCGGAACUGA